Symbiodinium necroappetens is the source of this 984-nucleotide messenger RNA. The record is from the annotation of a GenBank genome assembly. Lineage: Eukaryota; Dinophyceae; Suessiales; Symbiodiniaceae.
GAGCUCGUCCGUGGCCAACGGCAGCUGGAAGAGCUCCAGAGCCAGUCCUUUGCGCAGGAGGAACUCCGCGAGGAGCUCCGAUCUCUCGGAGAGCGGAAUGAAGCUUUGAGGGAGCAGCUGCGGACUUUGCACCAGGAGACCCGGAAGGUCUCGGAGCGAGUGGACCGCGAGGUCGCGGACCACAUCGAGGUGCAGCGCCACGACGUUGAGGCCAACAAGGCGAAGCUCGGGGACUCCUCCGAGAUCCGUCGCCAGUUGGCCCAGGCCUCGAGCCGUACACAGGAGCUCCAGACGCUGAAGGACCAGAGCGAGCGGGCCCUGGAGGCAUCCAAGAAGAGCAGCCAUCGGACAGAGGACUUGGCACGGCAGCUGCAUCAGCUUCAGGAGGACCUGGGUGCCUCGCUCCGCGAGCGAAACCAGCUCCAUGAGGCGGUGGAGCAGCUCACGGUGCAGUUCCGCGAGGACGUCUUCCGCCAAUCGCAGCGACACCUGGAGCUCGAGGGUCUCAUCGAGGACCGGAACAACGAGAUCAAGCUGCUGAUGUACAGGCUCCAGGAGCUUUCCUCGAGGUAUGUGCCAGUGAAGGCGGAUGCCACGGACAUGGUUCUUUCGAGGUGGAUCAACGGCUACCGGCCGGCAGUUCCCUUUUUCCGUUUGGCACAAGGGCUCUACCUCUUCGGCCGGCGGCAGGUUGUCUGCAAGAUUUCCAACGACAAGCCGGUGUUUCGCAUCGGUGGUGGCUUCGUAGGAUUUGAGAAGUUCCUGGAGCAGUUCGCCGCGGAGGAGCUCGAGAGACUUCUGACCUACGAGUUGGAUGAGAAGACAGGCGAGCCCAAGUUCCUGGUUGCGAAACAGCUCCUCGAGGAGUCCGGCAUGGUGGAGGAGAUACGGCAGAAGGUCACGGAGGAUGUGCAGCGCGGCAAGACAGGACUGCAGAGCAGCAUGAGUAAGAAAUCCUUGAAUUCGUCGAGGGGCAGUUUGUGA